CUCUCUCUCGAUGCGGUCCCCGGGAUCCCCGCGAUUUUUCCGCUCGUCGUCGACCGACGCUGGAUUGGAAUGCGCGAGCGAGUCCUGCGGACGCAGUACACACUUAUACACACGCACACAAGCAAACCCACAUAUAUACGCACGUGCACGCAUAUAUUUGCGACGAUGCGCCGACCGAGUCCAUGUCCAUCUGUUUGGCCGUUGAGAGGAUGCUUCGUCCCGUAACCGCGUCACCGGCGUGACUCGAGGAGGAAUCGAGGUCGCUGCUCUGGGGGGGAAGCAGCUAGCGCGGGGAGGGGGGGAACAACGCGGCAGGGUCCGGAUCUACCGGGACCAGGUUGAAUGCGAGACCGAGGAUCAUCGGGGAUCGUCGACGACACGGCCUCGUUCCGCUCUCGCGAGGCGAGAGGAUCUCCUUCUCUCUCUCUCUCUCGAGCUUGGGUGAAAAACAAAAUAUAACGAGAGUCGCGUGACACGCACAAGACCUCGACGACGGGAGGAGGAGCAGGGAGUGGGUGCGCGAUCGUGUGCGACCGAGUUCUCGCUGUCGGUGAACGUCGAGUGUAAAUAAUAUACCCUGGAGGAAAAUGUGUAAUGUCAGAGUGAUACAACGUAGAGACAUAGGUGGCCAAUAUAGAGCAAUCGAGUAUAACAGACUCUUGUGUAUCUCGCUUAGUUGAUGUACGGAACACUGUCUUAGAUACUUGUCUAGCCCUUUUAUCGCAUAUCCUUAGUCUCGCUCUGUCGAAAAAUAUCCAGUGUUCAUAGAAGCGCGAAAUUUCAUGAGGCCGAAGGUGCCUCAAAAGAGGGGAAACUUUCUUUUGAGAAGGUACAGCGUUCUACGAUUGACUGCAACGAACAAUGAACCAUUCGGGAAGCGGAAAACGUCAGGCGAAGGUUCUGGAAGAAAAUUAUUGGGACUGCAGUGUCUGCACUUUUAGGAAUACAGCGGAAGCAUUUAAGUGCCUCAUGUGUGACGUCCGCAAAGGAACCUCUACGCGGAAACCCCGCAUAAACCCCCAAUUAGUAGCUCAACAGGUUGCACAGCAACAAUAUGUGCCACUUUUGAAACCAGGCAAGAAGGAAGGGAGCGGUGGUGGCGGUGGUGGUAGCACGACCAGCGGUGUCAAGGAAAAGGAACGCAAGAUGGACAAGCCGAGGCGCAAGAACAGGCAUCCGCCACGUCUGAAAAAUAUCGACCGCAGUACCGCGCAAACGAACGAGGUGACAGUCAACAAUGUGACCGUUACUAUCACAGAGUACAAGCCCAAGGUGAAGAAGGGCUCGGACCAAUCGAGCAACGCGAGCUCCGAGGGCGGGAGCCAACACGAUUCCAGUCAGGACUCGAGAAACCUCGAUGUAGGAACCGACGCCUAGUUCAAUGUGCUAAUGUUACAUAUGUGUGUACGAAUUAUUCUAAUUAAUACACUGUACGACGUAUGUAUGUCUUUAUUUGGUCAACCGUCGUCAUCUUCUAGACCAAAAAGCGACCAUUGUUGACUCUCGCUCAUUUGUCACUUAUGCAUCGUCGGAUUAUCUGAUGAACCCAAUGAGGUCAGACAUUUUAUGCUAUCAAUGGGGAAUAUUAUUGACUACACGCAUGAUUUGUAUAUCGCCAGUUUAACAGUGAAAGGAAAAGAAUAUGCAGGGUGAACCAAAAGUCUGGAUACAGUCGAAUAUUUCGUAUAGAAUUCAUUUUAGAACAAAAUGCUUUAGACAAAAGUUGUAAGGAUUAAAAGGAUGUAUUUAACUGUAAUAUCCAUUUGACAUUAAGUGGCGUGGCCAAGGUCAGAGCUAGGUCAACUUGAAUUUUUUUAAUGGAAUCCCCUAUUUUUCAUUGCAUAUUCUUGUAGCUUACCUCGAGAGCUUUCCAAAACACUAUAAUAAAUUAUUUUUUCUUCAAGUACUUUUUGAGUUAUAUACAUCACACAGUUAAAUACAUCUUUUUAAUCCUUACAACUUUUGUUCUAAGAUGCAUUAUAUACGAGAUAUUCGACUGUAUCCAGACUUUUGGUCCACCCUGUAUAUUGUAUUGUAUAUCGCAUCGGUUUGAUUGUUGGCGCGAAGUGGACGGAUUGAAUAAUUCGCAUCGUCAGCAGGAAAAUUGUACUUAAAAGCGCUUACUUUACCAAUAUCAAUUUUCUAUUCUUUAAUAUUUAUUAAACUUAUUUAGCAUCUCUAUCAAUAUGGCAUAGAUUUUAGAUUUAUAAAUGUGUAAAAAGGGAAAGCAAAUUGUAAAUAUCUGAUGCAACUUGCCAAUCAAACAUGAAAUUUUACCAGCCAUUGUUGACAUAAUAAUGUCCUCGACUGUCAUUGAAUUUUUACGAGACCACUGCCAGAAAGCGUGUCGUGUUAUAUUCGAAAUUCGUUAACGAACCUAACGAUACAAUCAAUGAUUACGUAUUAAUUUUGCUUGCGAUAAUUACCAGCGUUACUGGCACUGGUAUAUAUAUAUAUAUCUUUUACCCUAUUCCAGUUUAUCUGCGAGAUAAAUUUCCCUCGAAUGCAUAUAUUUUAUCCAGUUCCCUUGAUUAAUUUUUUAAUUGUACUUUUCCUUUCGCGCAGUUGAAUUCGCUAGAAGUUGAUUAUGUUUGAAAAUGUUAAAUGUUUUUGAAAACAUUUAACGUUUCUGAAAAUGUACAGAUUUAAUAUCAAUUUUCAACAGUGUAAUAUAUACUCGUAUCUCGUACUGAAUAUUUAAAAAAAAACGACGCUUCCUGAGAAAAUCUUAUUUCUAGCAAAUAAGCGAAAGAUGUAAAAUAAAAAUUGUAUCGCGUUAUAUCCAUUAUUUAAAAGUGUGGAUAUAUGUGCGCAUGAUAUAAAAAGAAUAUUCAACAUCAUUUGUGUAACUGCCGGAAAAAGAAAUCGACAGAUCUUGUUAUAUUUAUUCAAAAUUGAAUUACACUUGCUCAAGUAGCAAGUCCAAUUACCAUGGGAAAAAAGUUUACAGUCUAAAAUUAUUAAAAAAUAAAUAAAUAAUAAUUUAAAAAAAUAAAAAUAAUAAUUGAAAAAUAAAAAUAAAAUUAUUAUUGAAAAAUAAAAAUAAUAAUUUUAUUAUUAUAAAAUAGAAAGGGAAGAGUUGUGUAAGAGAAAAUUGUUAAUAUUAUUAAUUAUGCCACCGUGAUCAUUGUAAUACAAUUCUGCAUUAAGAAAUGAAAGUAACUAUAGGACUUUGUCAGUAUCAGACUAAGAGAUAUAAUUAAUAGACGAAUUUGAAAAUUGUAUAUACUCGAAUGACGAAUAAUAUCACCUAAAGACG
Messenger RNA from Camponotus floridanus (Florida carpenter ant), 3259 nucleotides. It is a transcript of the gene RYBP, whose product is annotated as RING1 and YY1-binding protein A. The coding region runs from base 862 to 1377 and encodes 171 amino acids. Lineage: Eukaryota; Metazoa; Arthropoda; Insecta; Hymenoptera; Formicidae. The record is from RefSeq and is a predicted model, not a curated record. The transcript has 3 exons. Gene Ontology annotation, biological process: positive regulation of DNA-templated transcription. Gene Ontology annotation, molecular function: transcription coregulator activity; DNA binding. Gene Ontology annotation, cellular component: nucleus.